This is a messenger RNA of Nelumbo nucifera (sacred lotus), 1880 nucleotides long. RefSeq lists its product as uncharacterized. Lineage: Eukaryota; Viridiplantae; Streptophyta; Magnoliopsida; Proteales; Nelumbonaceae. The record is from RefSeq and is a predicted model, not a curated record.
ACCCCGCAAUUACUAUACAACACGAACUGCCUCCCCUAUCGACUCAUUUUCUUCUCCUUUUCCCCGUCAGACUCAGAUCUCUGUGUAUGUGUGGGGGUCUGCCGGCUGCGGCAUAGAAAUCGAAAUGUCAUGGUUAACAAGGUCUUUGGUGAACUCGCUGAAAGUCUAUGACGACGACGACGACGACGAGGAUGAUGGAAAGGAAAGGAUAAACGAUAGAAAGAGGGAUUCACCAGAAGAUGAGCAACUGCAACAGCAACACCAUAUCGACUCAUUUUCUGAGGAUCACGGACGAGGCCUCAAAGAAGAUCUCUCGGAGUUCAAGAAAACUCUAGCCCGUCAGCUAUGGGGCGUCGCCUCUUUCCUCUCUCCUCCUCCUCCCUCCACUUCCCAAUCUCCAUCCCCUUCUCCUCCUCCUCCCCCUCUCCCCCCAAUCUCUUCUACUGAUCCUACCAUCUCCGACUGGAAUCGUUGGGAAUCAUCGGAUCAGUCCGUAUCUGGAGAAACUUUCCAUCCCGAAAUCCCCGAUUCGGCUGGAAUUGCAGGAAUUCGUAGCGAUUUUGCCGAGAUUGGGGGAAAAUUCAAGUCUGGGUUCUCCAAGCUAUCCGGUACCAGAGCUGUUUCCGAGAUUUCGAAGAUCGCUUCCACUUUUCUUCCACCCUUUGGAAUUGAAGGGGAAUCUGUGGAUAACACUUCUGUUGAAGGUGUUAUUGGUGUUACUGAUGAGGUAUUAGCAUUCGCUAAGAAUAUCGCAAUGCAUCCGGAGACGUGGUUGGAUUUCCCUCUGCACGACGAAGAAGAUUUAGACGAUUUUGAAAUGUCUGAUACCCAACAAGAGCAUGCUUUGGCUGUUGAAAGACUUGCUCCAAGAUUGGCAGCUCUUAGGAUUGAGCUUUGCCCGGGAUAUAUAAGUGAGGGAUUCUUUUGGAAGGUUUAUUUUGUUCUUCUGCAUUCUAGGCUCAAUAAACAUGAUGCUGAGCUUUUGUCUACGCCCCAGAUUGUGGAGGCUAGAACAAUGUGGAUGCAGGAACUACAGAACAGUACAAAGCCAGAAGAACCAGACUGGCCCAAAAGAGGCAUGUCAUAUGAAUGUGAGGGUACUAAUUUAGUGCAUGAAGGGUGUUUAUCUGCAUCAUGUAAUAGUCUUUACGAGUCUGUGUCACUCAAGACAUUUGCUUCUGAAUACACCUCUGUACCAGUAACAGAUUUUGAGACUGAGAAGCAUCCAGUUGUAAGCUCUGAGAUGCAGAUUAUUGAUAAAUCUGUUGUUGAAGAAGGUCCUGCAGUCAAUAGCAAGGAUAAGGCGGACUUUCUGCUUGGUUCAUCUUCCAAGGAUUUGGAUCAGAAAUUUGAAGAUGAUGGGGACGAAUGGUUAGAGGAUAACUCUGAUCUAGGUGGCUUCAGUGGUACCACCAUUCCUUUAGGAGAUGAAGAAGAUGUAUCAUUCAGUGAUCUUGAGGAAGAUGAUGAUGGGAACAUUCCUGUAAAAUCCAAAACAGUAGCAUAUAUUUCAGAAACUUCAACAAAAGACUCCAGAUACAGAAGCUCAACAGAACCGUCUCAGAACUGUCAGUUCCCUGAUAAGGAGCACAUUUGAAGUGAACAGACGCAUGCUAAUAAUCCAGAGAGCAAGGAUUCAAGCGACUGGCUUAGUGUUGAUGAGAUUGAUGUGGUGUAAGUGCAUAGCUUCCUGAGGUUAUAGUAAAUGCGUGUGAUGUAAUGAUAUAUCCAUAUUCAUGCUCCAAAUAGUUUAAAAUAGGUUGUGGCAACUGGUGUUUGUAAAUAUAACCCACUUGAAUGGGUUUUGUUUUGAAACAACCGUAUAUCCAUCUCUCUCUUGGCAUUUGAAUAAGUAUUAAGUUGGUGCACUUCACAGUAAA